AUGUCUGGACUCCUCGUCCUUGUGGCGAACUGCCUAAGGGGAAAUUGUCAACAAGUCUUGGAUUUCUUCUCCUCAAAGCUCUUGAACACCUACUGCGGACUGCUCUAUAUGGCGCUUACAAAUACUUUGUGCUUGUUGGUAUCGAGGGCGAUGCCUCGUACAGACAGAGCCAUCCUAGUAGCUACUAGCAUUGUCGCAGGUCAGAUCAUCACUUCCACGAUCAUACCCAGCCUGUCAACUGCCAGGGUAUUGUCCUCAGCACUGAAUUUCAACAUUUUCAACAUUCUUUGGGCAUGUAACAGAUAUGGAUCUUGGCAAACGGGAGCAACUAUUCUCACUGUCACAUUGUAUGUCGUCAUCGGCGCUUCGUCUCAGUUUGAUCUCGCUGUUCUAUCAGCAGCCUUCGCACUAGCGAGCUUCCUUUCAAGUAUCAAGCAAAAGCUGGUAGCAGGUCUCACCCCUCUGAACCUCGCGGCCUCCCGUGGUCACGCUCAAGUUGUCAAACUGCUUCUCGACUGCGGUGCCCGACCGUCACAGACAGUCAAGGAUACCAACAGUGCGAUUUAUCUUGCCGUCAAAUAUGUUCAUCAUCCGACCCUUAAUGUUCUUCUUCAGCAUUACAGUUCGCGUGAAAAUCGGCUUGACGAUGCGCCCUCGACCCUGCAACUGGCAGUCCUCUGUUCUAGGAUCGAUAUUGUUCAUCAACUGAUAGAGCGUGGUGCUGAUGUCAACGAGCUCUCGCCCCGAGGCUUUUGCGCUUUGCACACCUCAUCUUUCGCAGGAAACUAUGAAAUGACAACUUAUCUUCUUUCUCAUGGUGCCGACAUCAAUGUGAGCUCGCGAGAUGGAGUUUCGCCGCUGCUAGCAGCCGUCUGUGGGGGUCAUCAGUCGGUCGUCCUAGCUCUGCUAAAGCAUCAAGCAGAUGCCCAAAAGGCUACAAUUGAUGGUGUCACUCCGCUGCAUAUCGCAUGCUGGGUAACUAAUCGUCAAAUGAUGAAACUUCUGUUGGAUGCCGGGGCCUGUCUGACGAGCAAGGACAGACAGGGCCUCACACCGUCGGAUUACGCAGCCGAGAUCAUCGGACUGAACCAUUGGCCGACAGAGCCCAAGCCAAGCGUAUUCUGCCGUCCUCUGGACCCUAAAUCCAUUCUCCUUCGUUCUACACGAGACCUGGUAGAGGAAACACGAGAAACUUCCCUCAAUCUUAGGAGGUUCGAUCGGCUCGGCUUCUAUCUGCUUCGCAUUGCAGCACCAGAGAGGGCAAUGCGAGCUUAUCAAUGGGCUAAAGGGCCGAAUAGCUCCCUCCCGUGGUACUUCUGUCACGGGUGCGCUAACACAUCGUGGACGAACCGCGUGUGGAUAUGUGGGAGCUGUCCGGUCACGAUUGCACAGCCAGUCCUUUGCGACUUCUGUUUCUCGCAGGUUGACUCGCCGCCGAAGCUUCUGGGAUGCACUAUACGGCAUGAUUUUGUCCCCAUAGAUCAUGUUGAUAAUCGAAGUCCAAAAUCCGGCGAUUCUGAAGACGGGGAGUUGGAUGGCAACAUCAGUCAACAGGCGGCACAAAAUUCCUGGUUGAGUGAAGUGCUCUCCUCGCCGAUUCAACCCGAGAAAGAGGAUGAGGUAUUGCAGAACCUAUUGUCAAAAUAUUAA
Molecule: messenger RNA, 1650 nt
Organism: Ilyonectria robusta
Lineage: Eukaryota; Fungi; Ascomycota; Sordariomycetes; Hypocreales; Nectriaceae
Product: ankyrin repeat-containing domain protein
Exons: 1
Coding region: 1-1650 (549 amino acids)
Biological process (GO): positive regulation of transcription by RNA polymerase II
Cellular component (GO): nucleus
Molecular function (GO): transcription cis-regulatory region binding; protein binding
Source: RefSeq, a predicted model, not a curated record